CGGGCCGCGACAUUUGUGAAUGAAGGAACAGAGGUGUACUCGGUAGAAGCGAGAUUCAGCAAAAGUACGAAACAAGUCUGUAUAUUUUUGAUAAGCCAUGGCAGAGUGUGAUGGUUUGAUCAAUGAGUGUCCACUUCUGAUACCUCAGAACAAGCAGAAGACCGUGUUUGAUGGUUUCAUUACGGUUAAGGACAAGGAGUUUCGUAUAAGGAUACUGUUACCAGAACAGAAAUGUUUGAGAAAUGCAAGACUUCAGUGCAGCUGGCAGUUAAAACAAGUCUUGUGUGGAUACCAGCACGUAGUAAAGCAGAGACUGCAACACAGCUCUGACCUAAUCAGUUUCAUGUUGGAGUUUAAGACUGUUUUGGAAAUUGCAUUAAGGAACAGAAAUGACCUGUCAGCUCCUCCUCCUCCACAGUAUUAUGCACAGCUUAUUAAAGAAAUUGAAAGUUUGGGUUGGGAUAAACUUGCUUAUAUGGACGCAGAGUUCAGAACCAUUAAGCUGAAGGCUGAGGAUUCUGCAGGUCGAGAGCAUAUGAUCACAAUUAAAUUAAAAUCAAAGUACCCAGCUGAACCACCUGAUUGUUCCACAGAUUUUCCUGUUCCAUUUGUGAUUUCUUGGACACAACAGAGCUGCUUAGUACACCUUCACAGUCAGUUUCUGGCAGCAUUGGAGUCACUGCGGGAAUUCUGGGAUGUUAUGGAUGAGAUUGAUGAGAAAACCUGGGUGCUGGAACCAGAAAAGCCAGCACGUGCAAUCACAACACGCAGAAUUGCCAUAGGUAACAAUGUUUCAAUAAAUGUGGAGGUGGAUCCUAGGCAUCCUAAAAUGUUGCCUGAAUGCUGCUUCCUUGGUGCUGAUCAUGUGGUAACUCCAUUGAGAAAUAAGCUGAACACCAACAUGCAUCUUUGGUCUCCAGAGUGCACCGUGCUGGAAAAUCUAAAGAAUAUGUUGGAGGUAGACUUUCCAUCCCCAGACACCCAUGAGAAGUCUAGUUUCAGUAUGGAAUGUGGAAUCUGUUAUGCAUACCGUCUGGCGUCAUCCAUACCAGAUCAAGUAUGUGAUGACCCACGCUGUGGUCAGCCGUUCCAUCAAGAAUGCCUUUAUGAAUGGUUACGAGGGCUGCCUUACUCAAGACAGAGCUUUAACGUCAUCUUUGGUGAAUGUCCUUAUUGCAAUAAGCCAAUUACCGUAAAGAUGACUAUCAAGAAAUCCUAACCACGGAAGAGUGAAGAUUCCUCAUAUAGAUAUUUGUAAACAAGAUGUCUAGUUUCUAAGAAGUUGACACCCAAUGUACAUUAAGAUGAUUAACCUUGUAUAUCUGAUGGUUGACAACCUUGAUUUGGUGAACACUGAUCGCAAACACUAAUUAACUGCAAAUAGUCAAUAAAUUCUUGUGAUGAAAAGAAUUUCAAAAGCCCAUGUAACA
This is a messenger RNA of Rhincodon typus (whale shark), 1430 nucleotides long. RefSeq names its product FA complementation group L (gene fancl). Gene Ontology annotation, cellular component: nucleus; Fanconi anaemia nuclear complex. Gene Ontology annotation, biological process: interstrand cross-link repair; protein monoubiquitination. The transcript is spliced from 15 exons. The record is from RefSeq and is a predicted model, not a curated record. Gene Ontology annotation, molecular function: ubiquitin protein ligase activity. The coding region runs from base 98 to 1219 and encodes 373 amino acids. NCBI's taxonomy places the organism in Eukaryota, Metazoa, Chordata, Chondrichthyes, Orectolobiformes, Rhincodontidae.